Molecule: messenger RNA, 2817 nt
Organism: Aspergillus ruber CBS 135680
Lineage: Eukaryota; Fungi; Ascomycota; Eurotiomycetes; Eurotiales; Aspergillaceae
Exons: 2
Coding region: 1-2817 (938 amino acids)
Molecular function (GO): RNA binding
Source: RefSeq, a predicted model, not a curated record
AUGCUCAAGCCUUUCCAGAUAAGGGACCUGCAUGGUCCCCGGCCACAAGAAGACUCUAAUGAAUCAUUAAAGAACUUUGCACAGACAGUCAUUGAUCACCAGACACAACCUUCACGAUCCGGAAAACAUCAUGGAAUUGUGCAGCUAUCGUCUUCCGAUUACGAUGAGAUAGCCUCCACUCAUCCUCGAGCCAGGCUGACCUAUCCGGAUGAUGAUGACGGCGAGGUCAUUACAGUUGGAUCUUCUCUUGAGCUCUCCCAGCGUUUGGACGAAGCCGUCGAUGUCCCGAUUCGGUCGCAGUUGACGCAACAAUCCGCUAGUACCAACGAUGAUAAACCCAUGCAUAUAUUCGACAUCCGUCGAUCGAACUCUGUUACCGAAUUGUGGAAGAAAUAUGGGCUUGAUACUCAGUCUCCGGUCUUACGAAACCCAGAAGUGGAUGGUACUAAACAGAAGUCAGAGGGGAGUGUUUCACCUUUCCGCGAUGGUGAGAAUACAGUCGAUACCAACCAUCAGCAUACCUCUGCUUCGACAGAGUCCCCUGAACCUCUUUUGACGGCAUUCGAAACAGAAUUGGCCCAACUCCUAGAUGCGUCGCACAUCUCAAAUGAUGGAGAGCAUGCACAGAAAAACCUCUCGGCUUCAGCGGGCCAGAACCAGACAGCAGGCUGUGAUGGACAACAGAGUGCAGCUGAUUCUUUUACUCAAACUCUGCAUCACUUAGUAUCUGGUGCAUGGACGUUCGGCUCUGACAUGAGGUCAAGAAUGCCAGGCAUUGAACAGCAAGUCCGGGAUGUGCAAAGAGCAAUUCCUGAACAUGUUGAGAGCACUCUGCAACUAGCCCUCACUGCUAUGGAAUCCCGGGUGAGGACUCUGAGCGAUGCUCUCAAUGAUACAGCAGCAGCAGCAAGAGCUCAAGGAGGAAACAUCAAUACGCCCGGGGGCGUGGCUGCCAGCACUGUGAAUGGUCUACGAACGAUGGCAUCCGAACUUGGCGAGAUGGGUCAGACCUUGUUUGAAGCAUUUGAGGCUGAAUUGGCAUGCAAUACUACAACAAGUCAGGGUCAAGGUCAUCAUGAAGACGCUCGUGUGUCGUCUCAACCCGAAAUUACACCCGGCAUUCAGCAGCCCCGUCCAAACGCACCUUUCGAUGACGAGAAGGAGAGCUUGGAUUCGAAUAAAGUCAAGGAGGGGUCGGGCAACACUGGACCUCCUGGUGGACAUGAGAAUGUUGGUCCUUCGGCACAGCCGCAGCAGCCCGAGCAACCCCAGGCGCCACUCCGUCCAGGUCCAGGUUUGCAGCCUGUUGAUCUGCCUCACAGAGGGCCUCCUCCCCAUCCCUUCGGUCCUCGCUAUCCCUUCCAUCUCCCUCCACCUCGGCCCCAUCCCAGCUUUCCUCAUCACCACGCUCCUCCACCACCGCCACCAGUACCUUCGUUCCAAACACAUCCAAUCCAUAAUUCGUUCUGGCAACCCCAUCAUCCUCAUCCGUGGUCUCGCGUCCCUCACCACCCACCACCACCACAGUCACGACCAUGGCAAUUUGGGUGGGCUCCUGCCUCCAGACCUGAUUCCUAUAAUCAAACAUCUGCGUCAGAUACGUCUGGCUCCUUGCAAAAUGGGGUCGCUGCAAAGAAGUCGCUGUUUAUCGGCAACGUGGGGUUCAACGUAACGGAGAAGAUGAUCAAAGAUGUGUUUGCCUCGCAAGGAUUCCUUGUUGAAGUACAUUUACCACUUGACUGGCAAACCAGGAAGCAUGCAGGCUUUGGAUACUUGUACUUCGCUUCGAUUCAUGCAGCCAAGGCAGCAUUGGAAGCCUUACAGGGGAUUCUCAUCGAUGGACAUUCGAUCAAUCUCGAAUUCAAUGACCACAUCCCCAUCACAGAUGUACAUGCUUCGCAUGAUAACGAUCGGUCUGCCUCUCGGCCUGGUUCGAACAGUGCGGGUGCUAUUCCUAGCACUCCGGAGCUACCAGGACCUCGACAACUUAUCGAUGAUUCGACAGGGCCGAAUCAGACCUCACGUGCUACAAAGAAAUUGGCUGAAACCUCGGCGCUGCUUGAUCGGGAUAAUGAAGAUUCAGAAUUUUCUGCGCGGUAUCCUUCUCUUAUCCCAGAAUGUAGCAAGCGGUCAUCUUGCUCUAAUAUUCCAACAUCUGGCCCUCUGCCCCACCUGAGUAUGGAGUCCGGCAUGAGCCGCUUCCCACCAGUCUCCCAGUUGGAUGCGUACAUGGUGGCUAAUCAGCGCCGGGGCACUGAGUCGAAUCCUAGACGACGUACUUCGAAUGGGGCCGAAAACACUGUUCCUCAGCGGUCUCCAUUCCCAGAUAGGUCGCGGUCCCAUCGAAGUCCGGAACACCGGAGACACGACAAUCACCCGCUUCGUCGGUCAAACACCAUGAUGCCUGCUCAUCCAGCAUCAAGGCUUGCGGGUCCUUUUGAUCCAAUGGCUCCUACGGAGACUCCCAGUGCAACCAGAGAGCUCAGACGGCGGGCAACUGAGAUUCACACUCUUCUAUCUAAUCCACAAAAUAACCAGUCGGCGCCUCCUUUAGGAAGUUCUUAUCGUAACAUGCCUGGGAGCUUUCCCGCUGGAGACGAGCGCCAAUACCCAGUUUUGGACCGCAAUUUGAGACAUCCGUCUACCAUUAGCCGUGUCGAUGAUUGUGUGGACACGCUUGUUAGCUUGGGGUAUGGAGGUGCUGAAGAAGGCGGGCCGCAGAGACUCCAAGUCUAUGCAGCCGCAGCGGAUGGCAAGGUAGCUGAUGCUAUUGAAAUGAUUGAGGAUGAGAGGAAAGUGUACUCCCAACGGCGAUAA